UUUGAGUACAGUGGCUGUGAGCUAAACGACUUUAUUUUAAAAUUUCUUCCAAUUUUUUUCAUCCAUAUUAUUUUUCGGAAUGUUGACUUCAUAAGAAGACAACAACAUGCCCUAUAGGAGAAGUAGUUGCAUGUCUAUAGAAUGAUUUGUUCAUGACUCUCGCGCUUUUAUUUUGCAGGCGACAUCAUCUCAACUUCCGGUCUUCCGGUGCUGUCUGCGGACGUCUUGACGCAGCUCCUCGGCUCGUCUGAAGCUGCUGCCUGGCUGCAGCAGGCGUGCUAUUUGCUGCAGCGGAGAGAGGCUCCUGAGCGAAAUGCCUUUUUGUCCGGCCGGCUGGGUGUUUGUUUCUCUGGUUGUGCUCCGCGACGGUCUGAUCGCAGCGUUCGUAGCCAUGCUCCGCGGUGGAUUCAGCGGGCUGGUCCUAGCUGCCUGAGCCGCUCCAGCAGCGGUGGGGUCCGGGCGCAGAGCGCUGCAGCAGCCGGGGGAUGAGGCCUACUGCUGCUCGUUAAAGCUCCCCCACCAACCAACCCCAUCCAGCGCGAUGGCUGAUGAGCAACAACAACAACCUGGUCAGAAGCCUGCCUCGGGAUUAGGCUCCCUCCCAGCGCUCGUGCCAGGACUCCAAGGGCCCGAGGCGAACGCGCUACAGUUCAAAAUAAAGAAUUCCAUUUGCAAAUCUGUACAAUCAAAAGUGGACAGCAUAUUGCAAGAUGUUGAGAAGUUUACAGACAUUGAAAAACUCUACCUCUACCUUAAGUUGCCUUCUGGUCCCAGCAGUGGCAAUGAUAAAAGAGAGGGGGGGUUCUCUGCUGCUGGAUUAUGCGACCAGAGUUCUAUGUCGUCAAGCCGUACUCAACAGAUGUAUGCAUUCAACUGGAUCCGCAAUCACCUAGAGGAGCACCCAGAGACGUCCCUCCCCAAGCAAGAGGUUUAUGAUGAAUACAAGAGCUACUGUGACAAUCUCGGCUACAAUCCACUGAGUGCUGCAGACUUUGGGAAGAUCAUGAAGAAUGUUUUUCCUAACAUGAAGGCGCGUCGUCUGGGCAUGAGGGGCAAAUCCAAAUACUGUUAUAGCGGGUUGAGAAAGAAAGCAUUUGUUCACAUGCCAUCCCUACCCAACCUAGAUCUGCAGAAAUCUGGUGACGGGUGCGAGCUGAUGGAACCGACGGGUCAAUCUCCCAGCGCAGAGGAUGAAAUGAGGUCUGCAGCGUGUGGACUGGUGUGUGAGUGGGCUCAAAAGGUCCUGAGUCGUCAGUUUGACAACGUGGAGGACCUGGCUCGCUUCCUGCUCAAUAGUCACUACAUUGGUACAAAGUCCAUGGCUGCACUCACUGUUAUGACUGGAACACCCACAGGAAUGAAGACCCCAACUCCAGCCUCUGCCUUUGUGCCCACCGCUGAGGCCAACUCAUUCCAGCCGCAGGUGAAGACCCUGCCGUCUCCCUCUGUUGAUGCAAAGCAGCAAUUACAACGCAAAAUCCACAAGAAGCAGCAGGAGCAGAAGCUGCACUCCCCACUUCCAACGGAGACCCAGGUCAAGCGAACAGAGGCCAGUACCCCUGGACCCACCAUCCCCUGCGGCAGCCCCGCUCUGCUCUCCCCGCAGCCCACCAUAGGAAUUGUUGUAGCAGCUGUCCCCAGCCCGGUCACGGUCCAGAGAAGCAGGCAGAUAAUGACCUCCCCCAGCCCCGUGGGGACGGCCGAAGGAAAAGUGUUGCCCGUGAACUUUCAAGUCGUCACUCAGUCCCUCAAACAAUCCCCUAAAACUCCUCAGAACAUCCCGGCUAGUCCUGUAGGUGACCGGCUGGCACGGCACGGGACGCGGUACGCCCAGAUCCUUCCCAAGCCCUCCGCCACCAGUGCCAUCACGCUGCGCUCUCCGCCCACCCUGCUCAUCACCAACAGCCCCAUAAAAACCGUGAUGCCCUCCCCUCACGUCAGCUCGGUCAACGUCGUGAAGAUGACGGCCAUCGCUCUGGCUCCCAGCAGCGGCAGCAGCACGACCGUGCGACCGGCCUCGACGGGCAUGAGCACCCUGGCCACGUCGGACGAGUCCCCGCCGUCGCAGGCUGGAGGCUCAGCCGCCUCCCAGUCUCCCGCAGUCAAACUCAGCGCAGCGAACUCCACCCCGAUCGUCUCUGCAGACACCAAAGGGGCAUCCGAAGCAGGAAACGACAACAGCUCCACGUCUGCCGCAGAGAAGCACGUCAGUGGAGCCAAAUUUAGGGCUGCGAGUGAGCCCAGCUUCCUUGUUAAGUGUUCUCCAGGGUCAGAUAAAGUGGUUAGGAUGAAAAUUGACUCCACGUCUCUUCACACCGGGACUCAGGACAGCAAUAAUAGUAACUGCCAUGACAGUACUUUGUACUUGACUGUUGAUAAUCAGAACUCCGUCGGCAACUCGUCGUCAAAUGGCUCGUCUGCUGUUACCCCAACGUCGAAGGAUCCCUGCUCAGAUGCCAAGAGCCCCAGGAAACGCACGGCUGGGGAAUCCCACGUCAUCCCCGUUAAGAGGGUGUUCAUCUCCCAGCAGCCGCUCGCUGUAGUCGACAGUCCCAAAGCUGGGGUCAGUGCUGCGGUGAAGAGGAUUCCCCGACCAGGAACCCCUGCCAGACCAGAGAGUGCCCCCUGCAAAGGGACUGCAAAACAUACACCUACAGGGCCCACACAGAUCCUGGCACUCACCGACGCGCCGCUCACUCACACAGAGGGAACACAGACUGUCGUCAAACAGCGGGACAUGCUGGUGAAGCAUGAAGACCUCUCCAUCUGCGUGGACACUACGGUUGGAGCAGUGGGGAGCAACGCGUCUGAUCAGGCUUUGCUGCAGCAGAUCACCGGGGACCCUCGUGCCAUACCAGCCAACUCAGGACCGCACGAAGCCUCUGCGAGCGAGCUAAAGAGCACAAUGUGGGAGACGCAGCAGAUGCCAGCAGAACACAAACAAGCCUCUUCCGACCAACUUUCCAUGAUAGCUCAACCUUCCGAGGCCCCGGACCAGCUCUCCCUCGCACAGGAGAUGGUUGACUUUGCAGGCUCCCAGUCCAACAUGGACUACUUCCCGUUCAACGACGACGACAUGACCCAGGACAGCAUAGUGGAAGAGCUGGUCCAGAUGGAGGAGCAGAUGAAGCUGAAGGGCCUGUUUGGUAACUGCGUGGAUGUGUCCCUUCAGGGUCAGCCGGCCAACGGUCAGGGCUCCAUCCUCGGCGCUCAUCAAGCCAGCUCCACCUUUUACCACUCCGCCCACAGCAGCACCACUCCUGUUCAAACUCCCACUCCGACGCCAACGCCGACCCCUACGCCGACGCCCACCUCUGAAAUGACACUGGCGCACAACCUGACAAGAGAGAGCCCCUGCUCCCGUAUGGCCCCCAUCACCCCCGUGGACGGAGCUAUGGGUCGUCACACUCCAAUCAGCACACCGCUGUCCAACUGCAGCAGCAGUGUUCCUCCGAGCCCAGUGGAGUGCAGGAACCCUUUUGCUUUCACUCCCAUUAACUCCAGCAUCACGGGGUACCACGAUGCCAGCAUCGUUUCCAGCAGCCCCGUUAAGCCAAUGCAGAGGCCCAUGGCAACACACCCUGACAAAGCCAAACUGGAGUGGAUCAACAACCGCUACAACAGCACCGCUGCUGGUCCUCUGUCCAACCACAGCAUUGGCAUUCUGCCAAGCUACCAAGACCUGGUAGAUGAUCAGUUUCGUAAGCCUCAUGCAUUUGCAAUUCCUGGCCAGUCAUUUCAGUCUCAGUCGAGACAAGAUGCUGCUCACUUUGGCCGCUUAACGCCCAUCUCUCCAGUCCAGCAGCAGCAGCAGCAGCAGAUUACCCGUGUAACUACUCCGACCAAACAGGAGAGUUUUGCAGUGCCUGCACCGUUAGACAACAAAGCUUCAACCUCAUCCGCGUCCAGUACUUUCCGCUGCCGCAGCGUUAGCCCCGCAGUGCGGCAGAGGAACUUCAGCGGCAACACCGGUCCUCCAACCACCACCGCGAGCACCACCACCACCACUCGAGCCGUGGUCUCACCCUUCAACUCCCCCGUCACAUCUGAGGUGCUCAACAUCCUGUCCAGCAGUCAGGCGGUCGGCUCCGUCCACAGCAUGGUCCAGCGCAGUCAGUCCGUGCCUCUGAACAUCAUGAUGGCCAGCGAGAUGCUGCCCGUGCAGGGUCAGAGCAACGCGUCCAAGAUCACCAACGUCCUGCUCAGCAAGAUGGAGGCAGACGGAGACGAUUCGGUGCGCGGCCUGGGCAUCAACAACCUCCCCUCCAACUACACGGCCCGUAUGAACCUCACGCAGAUCCUGGAGACGACACCCAGCUUCGCCGGAGGGACCGCUCACCAGGCCCAGCUGCCUGUCGGCUCCAGCCCUGCUGCCUUUGAGCUCCAGCAGCACGGCUACCUCACCACGAGCAGCGGAGAACAGGGGAAUUUCUCCACUGGGGACGGCCAAGCACAAAUGGGUGCUGGUGAGCAAGACCAGCAGCAGCAGCUCCAGGAGGAUCCGGCGCAGACACAACCACAGCUCCUCCUUCAGAGCACACAGCAGCAGGAGGUGGAGGACGAGCAGCAGCAGAUUGAUUUCAACAACACCGUCAAGGACUUGCUGGGGGAGGAUAGCCUCAAUCCCAGUUCUCAGCUGGUAGGUCAGGUAGCUUCGGAGCUCAACGCCGUGGCGUCUGACUUCUCCAACGACAUCAGACUGACCUCAGAUCUGUCCAGUAGCAUCACUGACCUUAAUACAUUGGACCCCAACUUGCUGUUCGAUCCCAAUCAGCAGCAGGAACAAUAUGAAGACUCAACACUGGAAGAACUGAAGAACGACCCGCUUUUUCAGCAGAUAUGCAGUGAUACUGUGAACUCUGGCUUUGACUGGCUAGAAAGCAAAGACCAGCCUACUACAGUAGAGAUGCUGGGUUAAAUUUUACUUUGUACAAUUUCUGUUCUCUGUCGUUUGGUUCGGUGCAUAUGUAUUAUAUCUGUUUUUAAAACCACAGUUCGUUGGGAUUUGUCUGGACUUUGCCGUUCGUUCAGUUUUUAAAAGUGCCAGGCUUACCAGAAAAUCUCUCCCGCUGAUGUUUAUUGACUUAACUUCCCUUAACAUUAUGUCACCAAAAAUGUUCAGUAUUUACCACUCAUUCUACUCCCCACCCCCUACCUAAAAUAAAACAAACAAAAGCAUUUCAAGCAAAGAGUGUGAGCUCUCGGUGGCAGCAGACACUUGAAAGAGCAUUUCUGUGCUAUGAACAUUCUCUGAAAAGUAACAUUCAAUAAUGCAAUAUUUAUACCGUACGAACAACUGAGGAAGGUGGGAUGGUUUGAAAAUCUGGCACAAAAUACUUCACCAAAAAACAACAACAAACAAACCAUAUGCUGUUGUACUUUUUUCAAUGCGUGCAGUUCAACCAAAUGGAGACAAUAUUGGUAUUUGUAGUAUAUGCACAUAAUAGAUGUAGUAUGUUCGUCUGCCAUAUCGAAAUAUUACAAGGGUAGCAUCUUAAGCUCCCAGGUGCUGAUUUUCUGACAUAAUCUUUAUACUUUUAUCAUAUGCUAAAUCAGUGGAAAAAAACUGAUUCACAUCUGAGCUUUUGUCUGAGAGUAAAGUUUCUCAAAGCCUAUACUUCUUGCACUGUUUAAUAUCUUACAAUGGGAGUAUAUGAGUCCUUGUGGAGACGAUGGAGAUGUGGGCCACUUUUUUUUCUUUUGGAUUGCUCUUUGAAAGAAAUCAACAACUGGCUGCCUUAUUCUCAGCGUCUAAGGCCUUACGCCACCUUAAGAGAAACUGUAUAUAGUAAAGUGUUUUAAGAUAUCCAGAGCUUCGUGUUUUAAGGCAGCUGUUACUCUGAUAUUUUCUGUACUUAUUAUUUUUGUUUUGUUACGAUUCAAACACGUUUCGUGUACUGUGUGCCCUUGACAUUCAUUCAUUUCGAGAAACUGACCACGCUUUGAUUUCUUGAAAACUCCUCAACAGGCACACUGCAGUCAUGAGAUUUUUUUUUCUUUUUUUGUACUUUUUUCUGUGCAUUUAUUGAUUCAAAUUUUCAUGGCAUGCUAACCCCCCACCCCCACCCCCGGCUUGAAUCCGUAAAAAUUGACGGUAUGGAGAAGGCGUUGCUGUGAGGGAAAACCUAAAGGUCAGCACUGUUCUGCUUUGACGCCAUCUUGAGAUCAAGAGGGAAAUUUUUGUUCGCAGACAUCCAGCCUUACGUCCAUACCAAAGACGACCUGUUUGAGAAACAAGAGCUUAUCACAUGUAGAAACACUCCUAGUCGAUAUUAACAACAACAGGAAGUGAGCAGCCUCAAAAGAUAAAGGAAAUUUAAAAAAAUAAAAUAGUGAAAAGCUACGGAUUAAGUUGCGUGAAUCUUAUGUACAGUUUGUAAAUUUGUGAAAUGGUCGCCGUCCUAUGUUUUCUAAGUAACCAUGGACCUGAAAGCAUGUUGAAACCAUCACUGAUAGCCAGGUAGGCUAUGUGAUAACAGUAGGAUGCUUGCUCGAGUUUUUGGCUAUUCGUCAAUGUUGUAAAAGUCAUGUUUAAGCUCCAUCUGUAAAUAGGAUAGAAACAUAGAGAUUUGAUGUAUCAAAACACUAUAUUAUGGCCAUUAUCUAGCUAAGUAUGUGCCAUCGAAAAGAGAAGAAGAAGAAAAAAAGCUUAACAGAUUAUAGUUGGCAAGAUACUGUAUGUUGUGUGUUACAUUUCUGGCUCAGUGUGUCGUAACAGUAAAGCUGUCUGGUCUCGCUUGCUGAUUUUACUUUUGAACGUUUUUUCCCCAAUAUAUAUAAAUAUAUAUAAAUCUAAAUAUAUAUACUCAGAGGUAAUAGGACUCUGCAGUUGCAGAAGUGAUGUGUGCUGUGAGCAGGAUCAAUAGCAUGGAGAAUUUUUUUUUUUUUCAAAAAAAGUUGUGAAACUGUUAGCUGGUUGCAGACAUCUCUGUGACAUUGUGCUCAAAAGUCUUAUCAGCAGACACUGGAUUAAAAGAAAAAGAAAUGUUUCAACAAACUUUGGAGGUUCACCUAUAUAUUGCACUAAAUUUUUACGACACAUGGCUUUGACACAUCUUUAUGGACAAAAAAUAGAAUGAUGGAUGCCCAGGAGAUAAAAGAGAGAGGGGGGAAGAAAAAAGAAUAUUUUUUAUGAAAAUACGAGUAAGGAAACUUAAGUGUCAGAAAAUGACUUAAUUGUCUUGUAGCAAAAUGUGCAUUAAUCUCAGUGAGAUACACAUUUCUUACUCAUUCUCAUACAUGAGAAUACAAAGCAUUGAGGGGGAAAAAGUUAAAUGACCUUUUAAAACCUACAUGCUCAUUAUGUUGAUAAAAUGAUUGUAUGCACGCAUGUGUGAAUACUUCUGUUGUACUUUGUAAUCUUGGUAACCACUGUCUUCUGUGAUUUGGGCAGGUUCUGUUGACCAUACUGGCAGUGCUAGUUUCAUAAGUUACAUUAAUGUAUGUGAGUGUGUGUGUGUGUGUGUGUGUGUGUGUUGUUUACUAAGUUAAUGUUUUUAUAUUUUAUGUUUUUGGCAACUUGUUCAUAUUUUGAGAAAAAAAUGCAUUUGUGGAAGAAAAAAGUAUCGUUUUCUCUUCGUUUUUCUUUACCAUUAUGAGUGAUAUUUAAAUUUGAAUGAAGGAAACGCACCUCUUUAUGAUUACAGCAGCUCCAUCAGUGGCUCUGAUUCUUUACCUUUUACUGACCCGACUCUGUUUUGACUAUCUCGUCUAUUUCUACCAGUAGAAGAAGAAAAAAACCUCCUCUGUGUUGUUGUCUGGUGUUCUGCUUAAUGUACAGUAGCUUGUUAAUAUUGCAAACGCGUUGUUCCUUUUUCUUUCUUUCUUUUUUUUUCAAUGGAAAGUACUCACUGGUGAGAUUUUUAAAGUGGUUUUAAAAGCCAAUAAACUUUUUUUAAAGAAUGA
Messenger RNA from Austrofundulus limnaeus, 7905 nucleotides. It is a transcript of the gene rfx7b, whose product is annotated as regulatory factor X7b. The transcript is spliced from 10 exons. Gene Ontology annotation, biological process: regulation of transcription by RNA polymerase II. Gene Ontology annotation, molecular function: DNA-binding transcription factor activity, RNA polymerase II-specific; RNA polymerase II cis-regulatory region sequence-specific DNA binding. NCBI's taxonomy places the organism in Eukaryota, Metazoa, Chordata, Actinopteri, Cyprinodontiformes, Rivulidae. Bases 542 to 4918 code for a protein of 1458 amino acids. The record is from RefSeq and is a predicted model, not a curated record.